AUGUCGAAACAAGCCUUUGAAGAAGCAAAUGAAGCUUUUGUUGACGAAAAAUAUGAAGAAGCAUAUGAACUUUAUACAAAAGCUCUUGAGAAUGAUGACAAAACUGAUCAUCGAAAUACUUCCAAGAUCUUAACAUCACGUGCUCAAUGUUCGUUAAAAUUAGAAAACUAUGCAGAUGCAUUCAAAGACAGUAACGAUGCAAUUAAAUUGGAUGAAACAAAUAUCAAAGCAUAUAUUCGUAAAGGAGUUUCAUUAUAUAAUCAAAAUUUAAAAGAAGAGGCUCUUCAAGUAUUUGUUCAUGGUCUUGAAUUUGAUUCUGCUGAUGAACAAUUGAAAAUAUGGCAAUAUAGAUGUGAAAAAGAACUAGCAGAGCAAAACCCUGUUAGUAUAGCUGUUUCUAUUGAAAAAGAAAAAUUAACUACGAAUGCUACACCUGUUCAUCCAUUGCCACCAGCAAAAAUCAAAUAUUCCUUCUAUCAAACAGACAGUAUUAUUACUAUUCAAAUUCCCAUUAAAAGCCUAAAAAAAGAUCAAGUUCAGGUCCAUUCAACAGAUACAACUAUCAAUAUCCAUACGAAAAUACCUUCUUCUGGUCAAGAUUAUUUACUUGAAAUUGAUCUUGCUUAUCCAAUUGAUUCAUCACGUACAAAUUUCAAUGUUACUGAUUCAAAUCUCGAAAUAAAAAUAUAUAAAAGACAAGCUAUACAAUGGACAUCAUUAGAUGCUCAAUCAACAAUAGCUAAAGCUCAACCACCAAUUCCAAUGAAUCGACCUUUAGUUGAAACAGCGCCAAGUUAUCCAUCAUCUAGUGUAUAUGCAAAAAAUUGGGAUAAAUUAGAAGCUGAAAUAAAAAGAGAUGAAAAAGAAAAUAAGGAUGAUAUGGAUGAUGGAAAUGCUAUUUUUCAAAGACUCUAUCAAGAUAGUGAUGAAAAUACACGUCGUGCAAUGAAUAAAUCAAUGUAUGAAUCUGGUGGUACAUGUUUAAGUAUGAAUUGGGAAGAAGUAUCUAAAGGUCGAGUUACCUGCGAACCACCCGAUGGAAUGGAAUGGAAAAAAUAUGAGUCGUAG
This is a messenger RNA of Rotaria sp. Silwood1, 1068 nucleotides long. NCBI's taxonomy places the organism in Eukaryota, Metazoa, Rotifera, Eurotatoria, Philodinida, Philodinidae. The record is from the annotation of a GenBank genome assembly.